This is a messenger RNA of Megalobrama amblycephala (Wuchang bream), 1939 nucleotides long. It is a transcript of the gene ube2d2, whose product is annotated as ubiquitin-conjugating enzyme E2D 2 (UBC4/5 homolog, yeast). The transcript has 8 exons. Gene Ontology annotation, cellular component: nucleus. NCBI's taxonomy places the organism in Eukaryota, Metazoa, Chordata, Actinopteri, Cypriniformes, Xenocyprididae. The record is from RefSeq and is a predicted model, not a curated record. The coding region runs from base 450 to 806 and encodes 118 amino acids. Gene Ontology annotation, biological process: protein K48-linked ubiquitination; ubiquitin-dependent protein catabolic process. Gene Ontology annotation, molecular function: ubiquitin conjugating enzyme activity.
UCGGCGCGCAAUUUGUCCUCGGCGACUGCGUCCAUUGGCGGAAGGAUCUGAUUAGAGCAGCGCAGUGUGUGUGAUGCGGUAGCUACUCGCUGCCGCUGCUGCAGGAGGAAGGACCGAACCUCUACCAGCACCACCUUUCAGUUUCGCCUUCAAAUUACACCGACCGGCUCCGCCACACACAGAACACCGACUGAAUUAUCACCCCAAGGCGUCCUUUAUUACGACACCCGAGGGACUGGCCGCGUCUAAAUUAAAGAAGCGCCGUUUUAAUCGAGUAUAAGUCUGGUUUUGUGUGUUUUUGACAGCAGUAACAACACAACAAUGGCUCUGAAAAGAAUCCACAAGCAACGUGCACUGCAGAUGUUUGAGGAAGGGGAUCUGGACAGGAGCUGCAUGAUUUGGGCCGUGACCCACCUGCUCAGUGUUCAGCAGGCCCAGUAGGGGAUGACAUGUUUCACUGGCAGGCCACGAUAAUGGGACCAAAUGACAGUCCUUACCAGGGUGGAGUGUUCUUCUUGACCAUACACUUUCCCACAGAUUAUCCCUUCAAACCGCCAAAGGUUGCAUUUACCACAAGAAUCUAUCACCCAAAUAUAAACAGCAAUGGCAGCAUCUGUCUGGAUAUUCUGAGGUCACAGUGGUCACCGGCACUCACUAUUUCCAAAGUUCUCCUGUCCAUCUGCUCCCUGCUGUGUGACCCCAAUCCGGACGACCCCUUAGUACCCGAGAUCGCCCGCAUUUACAAGACUGACAGGGAAAAGUACAACAGAAUAGCUCGGGAAUGGACACAAAAGUAUGCAAUGUAGUUUUGGAGUUAGAAUCAUGAUGGGAGAAAAUUACACCUCUCCAUCUUAAGGUUAGGGGAGAUUUUGAACGUUCAAAAGAUUAAAAAAAGAAAAAAAGCUUAAGAAAAAAAACAGAUCUUGUUGGUUUCCAUUGGAGUGCUUUCUUUAAGCCACGCCUCCCCUCACCAGAGCACCUCCCCCCACUCUUAGCCCUCUGGCAGCCAUGGUGUACAUACUGAAAUUUCAACUGUAGCCCCUUUUCCUCCCCAAAUUCAAACCUCCACUCCACAGCUCCUGCUUUACCUUCAUCGUUGCUAUAGCAGUGUACCCACUGCUUAGGAUCAGUCCAUAUAAAUUUUGCUGUAGAAGAUGUUUAUGGCUCUAAAAGCAUUCCUUGUUGUUUUUAAGAACUGGGAAGGGAGGGCUAUAUUGUUUUUUUUUUUUUUUUUUUUUUUUCUCCCUGCAAUUUGUGAUCGUCUGGACGUAGAGAGAUGUGUUUUUUUUUUUUUAGAGUUUACUUUUUCAUUUCCAUUUCCUGGGCUUCCAACUGUUCAUUGGAUCAGGAAGAUUUUUCCUUUCGUUUUUUAUUUCUUUACUGCAGUGAAGGGAGGGGUAUGUUGGUUGUCUUUUGUAUAAAAAUCUAAGGAAUUCUUUUAAAAUCAUAGCAGUUAAAGGAAAAUGGACCUCCUGUCUUCUCCUCUGGAGUAUUAUAAUGGACUUGAGUGUGUGUGUGUGUGUGUGUGUGUGUGUGUGUUUCCAUUUGCCAUUACAAAGACUGUCUCUACCCUUUUCUUUAACCAUGACCAACUUCACAAACAUUCACCAUCAUGGAGGGUUUUGGACCAGUUAUUUAAAGAAGUCUAUAAAAUGCUCUUACUUUUUUUGUUUUUGUUUUACCCUCUCUCUUUCCCCCAACCCACCCUUGUAACUCUUAGGUUGGAUUUUUUAUUUUUUUUUUUGAUGUUUUUUCCCCCUUUUUCUUGCUCUUGUUGAAUUAGAUGCUAACAUGGUUCAGCCAGACUCGAUUGGGUCCCUGGGUGGGAGGACACAAACUCCUCACAGACAAACUUCUGUAUAUUUAAUUUCCUGACAGGCUCGUUGAGCUUUGUGUGUUGAUUAAAACUGUGUAAUAAAAUGAUUACUAAAGUCUGAAA